AUGGCCGACCAACACAACGACGAUCUCGCUGCCACCAAGACUGAGGGUUUCAAGGUCGGUGAGAAGAAGACUCUCCAGGAAUACCAGGAGCUUGACAAGGAGGAUGAGGCCAUGAACCGCUGGAAGGCCUCGCUGGGUCUCAAUGCCGGAGAACCUAUCGGCCAGCCCGGCGACCCUAAGUGUGUCAUCAAGUCCCUGGCCCUCGUUGUCGCCGGUCGUUCCGACGUCGUGAUCGACCUUUCCACCGAGGAAUCCGUCAAGACCCUUAAGGAAAAGCCCUUCACCAUCAAGGAGGGGGCCAAGUUCAACAUCAAGGUUACCUUCCAGGUCAACCACGAGGUUCUUAGUGGUCUCAAGUACGUCCACGCCGUGAAGCGCAAGGGUAUCCGCGUUAGCAAGGAUGAGGAGAUGCUGGGCAGUUAUGCCCCCAGCACUACCGUGAAGCCGAUCUAUUCAAAGGAGUUCCAGGAGGAGGAGGCCCCCUCCGGCAUGAUCGCUCGUGGUCACUACAAUGCCACCUCCCGCUUCGUCGAUGACGAUGACCACACUUUCUUGCAGUUCGAAUGGUCUUUCGAUAUCACCAAGGACUGGUAA
Molecule: messenger RNA, 594 nt
Organism: Penicillium waksmanii
Lineage: Eukaryota; Fungi; Ascomycota; Eurotiomycetes; Eurotiales; Aspergillaceae
Product: rho GDP-dissociation inhibitor
Exons: 3
Coding region: 1-594 (197 amino acids)
Biological process (GO): Rho protein signal transduction
Cellular component (GO): cytoplasm; membrane; cytosol
Molecular function (GO): protein binding; Rho GDP-dissociation inhibitor activity
Source: RefSeq, a predicted model, not a curated record